Notolabrus celidotus (New Zealand spotty) is the source of this 2940-nucleotide messenger RNA. RefSeq names its product CDC42 small effector protein 2-like. The coding region runs from base 345 to 572 and encodes 75 amino acids. Gene Ontology annotation, biological process: regulation of Rho protein signal transduction. Lineage: Eukaryota; Metazoa; Chordata; Actinopteri; Labriformes; Labridae. Gene Ontology annotation, molecular function: small GTPase binding. The record is from RefSeq and is a predicted model, not a curated record. The transcript is spliced from 5 exons. Gene Ontology annotation, cellular component: plasma membrane.
UGGUGGAAACGUGACAACGUGGUUCAACACGGAAAUGCGUCGGUCUCUCUACCGGAAGCUAUGUGACGUAACCAGCGAGCCCACUUCCGGGUGUUUUUUUUCGCAUUCUUUAGCUUCAACCGAUCGUACGUCUCUACUCCGGAAAAACCGGCUGCCAUUUGGGGCGUGCUUCCCUGUGCUGGGAGAGCAGUUCUCGUGCCAACAGUUAACCCAGGAUAAACCAGCGGUCUGCGUCUGUCAUCAGUUUCCUGUGUGUGUCUGUGGCUCUGAACAGGAAGACGGACGCAGAGAGACGUCUGAACUGAGAGAGAGGAAACUGCUGUGGCUUCUUCUUCAGCCUCAGAAUGACUGAGUUCUGGGUUUGUUUUAGCUGCUGCAUUGCAGAGCAGCCACAGCCUAAACGGCGGCGACGGAUUGAUCGCUCAAUGAUCGGCGAGCCUACAAACUUUGUUCACACAACACAUGUAGGCUCGGGGGACAUGGGCGGAUUGGCAUCGGUGGACCUUGUCCAGGCCCAGAUGAAAUCUAAAGGGGGCUACGUGCAUGGAGGGUCUGAAGGUUCUCAGUUGUAACAAGCCCCUUCACAGUCUUGUGGAAACUACUGUUGUUGAUAUGAGGAACCAUUUUCAAAAAGCAGUGCUGUCUGUAAUGGACAAAGGACCAAAAGAUGAAACUACUGCUUUUCCAUUAUGUUGUACAUAUUUUUAUUUUCCAUUCCUUUUUUUUAAUGAAAGCACUGCUUAUCCAUUUGCUGCCAUACUGUUGCACUGUAAAGAGUAGCUGUUAGGAGUAGAUAAGAGGGUUUAGAAAGCUAGUUAUCUCAGCCAUGUAUGCUUGUGAGUAUGCAUGAGGAAAAUAAGUUUCAAAAUGAUUUGCUGUUGUAGCCCAUUUGGAUGCCUGUAUUUAUUAUCUGAUUUGUAAAACGGACCUCAUGGUGGCUGGGCCACGCUGGAGAUUUUGGACAUUCUGUUUCCUUCUUUAUUCUCAGAGGUUUAUCAAAGGACAGGUAGAGGUGUCGAGGUGAAGCGCGAUGUGUUCAUUGUUUUAUUCUGAGAGAUACUCAUGAUUCUCUGAGUUGCUUUCAGGGUUGAUGAUUGCUGUCUUGUUAUAAACUUGAAUGAGUAGCGUACACUGGACCAUGCAUUGUACACUCACACUUGCUUAGGAAUUCUGCAUUGAUUUAUUUCAACUGUUUUUUUUAUACUCGUUUAGAUCAAACCAUAUAGAAUUUUAAUAAACUAUGAACUUUCUAAUCUGCCUUCUGAAGUUAUGUUCAUUUUUUUUAACUAGCAUCUUUUGGCAGCUUGAUGCUGCAAAUACUGAGCUUAGUCAAUGCAUAGUUUAUUUUCUUUUUUACAUGUAAUUUUUUGUUCUUUUGUUUUGUUUUUCAAAGACUUGUACGCCAACAUUAGACCCAAGAAUUAAACUUGGAAGUAACCAAAUCAGCACUGCAAACACUGCUGCACACGUGGGUCAGGUUUGAUGCAGUAUUCUCAAACCUGUAGUCUACCCUCUGUUGGUCCAUCAAGUUCUUUUGGUUUACUGCUGUCCCAUUUCCCUAACACAUUGUAAAUUACAGGCUGUGCCAUGCCAUCGUAGAGUAUUUAUCUUUGACAUAAAAUCAUUUUUCACUUAUUUGGCUGACACGCACAAUUUUUGGCCGAGGUGGUUGUUUCCCUCUGGAGGUUGUGGUAGUCGUUUGAUGUGUCUUUUAAAAAGUCAAACAAAUGCCAUUGAACGGCAUUAAGAUGUAUGUGGCCCACCUUUUGUAGCAGUGUUUGUAGCUUUGUUGUAAAAGCAUGUCUCUGUGUGAUGUAAUAUUUUGUCAAAAGCUUUUUAGAGUACAAAGUGUAUUAAACCCCAUUCCUUUGGCCUUAGAAAUGUAACAGUUUCUCCCAGUUUGUCGGCCUCUCAUCCACCUUUUUCAAGGAAAUCUAAUUUCACUUAAACAGUGCAGCUCUUAAUGCCUGAUUACACAGACUGUCAGUUGUACUUGUGAUCACAUAUUCUCACUUUUAAUCGAAUGGUACAUUUUCAUCCCUUUAGUAUUUGUCACACGCAGUCCAAAUUUCUGAACGCAGCUAAAUUAGAAAAUAGUGAAACCUUUAUAGAAUAUAUUCAGAUAGAUAUGACAUGCAUGAGCCCUUCUUCAUGAGAUCUAUGGUGAUCAUUUUUACAAAUGUGUAGAGCCAACCAGCAGGCCUGGAUCUACGAAUACAUGUGACUAUUUGUUCUCAUUGUACAUCUUAUGAUUUACUUCUCCAAAAGCAGAAAGUGGAUGUAAAAUUAGGUGAGAAAACUGGUGUUAAUAAGUGUGAAUGUCAUUCUCUUGACGAUACAUGAAUGAAAUCCUAUCAAGCAUUGUAAAAUACCCAACAGCCACAUUUGUAAUAUCUAUUCAUUUUGGUAAGUUCACACAGAUUUAACCAUGUGAUUCAUCAGGCUUUGAUGUUGUCGGAGCUCAUCUGUUCCUCUUUAAAUGUUUCGGUAGUAUUUUCUGUGUGAAAAGAGAUCCACAUACUGUAUGUGUGGUUUUUUUUCACCAGCUCUGGGUUAAAUGCUGUAGUACGUGCAGACAUUAGCAGGAUUGCCGUAUAUUAUGUGACCAGCAGGCUGUGCUAGUGCACUGGUUGAAUGUGACUUUAAAAAAUGUUUCCUUCUCCUGACAUAAGACUUAUUUUAUGAUGAAAAUGUAAAUACAAAACAUAAAAGUAAUGGAUCCAUGCUUUAUAUGUAUUUGGGAUCAUACAUAUUUUUGGUUACUUUUCUCUAUAAGAGGACUGGGAAGGUGUUGGAGCAGUGUUCUGUUGUCUUUAUUGUUUUUCUUUCUCAGGAACUGCCUGUUAUGUAGUUCCCACUUUAAGGGAAGUUCAUCUGUCUUUUUUUUCUGCAUUUUUCGGAAUAAAAAAUAAGAAAUAAAUGUUCAAUGUUGAUGUUUGA